Messenger RNA from Galleria mellonella (greater wax moth), 4201 nucleotides. RefSeq lists its product as uncharacterized. Gene Ontology annotation, biological process: DNA integration. The coding region runs from base 13 to 3972 and encodes 1319 amino acids. The transcript has a single exon. Gene Ontology annotation, molecular function: nucleic acid binding. The record is from RefSeq and is a predicted model, not a curated record. NCBI's taxonomy places the organism in Eukaryota, Metazoa, Arthropoda, Insecta, Lepidoptera, Pyralidae.
UGUAUAAAAAUAAUGGGUAAUUUGAUUAAGUCAAUUGAUGUGGGUACCUGUAUAAUAGUUAUGACAAUUAAAAUAGUUUUGCUUCCAAUCUCAACCAAGUUGUAUCUUUUAAUGGCGACUGAUGAAAAUAAAUGUAAUUAUGCGAAAAUGACGUCAAAUCUUACGAAUAUAGUGCUUCCGGGACAUUUUAAUCCAAAAACAGAUAAAUGGAGGGAUUAUAAAGAGCAGUUAUUAUGUGCGCUCGAUGCCGCGGGUUAUGGUGAACAGAACAUCGAUAAAGCGCGUUCAUUGUUUUUAUCUCAGUGUGGAAAAGACACUUAUGGCUUAAUUGUAUCUCUAUUAGUACCAAAUCGACCAACUGAAGUGGAAUUUUCCCAUAUACUACAUGUUUUAGACAAAUUUUAUGAACCGGAAAUUAAUGAAAUUUUACAAACGGAAAAAUUUCAUAAACGUCAUCAAUUACAAAAUGAAAGCGUGCAGGACUUUGUAGCAGCUAUAAGUUUAUUGGCUGUUAAGUGCAACUUUUCGGACUUGCAACGUCAGUUGAGAGACAGACUGGUGUUAGGGGUUUGUGAUAUACGCUUGAAAAGAGAAUUAUUGAAAACAGAAAAGCUAACUUAUGAAAGUGCUUUACAAAUGUGUCUCAAUUAUCAAGCUACAUGUUUGGAUUUAUACCCUGAUAACAUCCUGCAGAAGCAAACUCCGUUCCAUGUUACGGAACCUAUGGAAAUUGGUAGGAUAAAGUCAAAUGACUGUCGACAUUGUGCAAGACUACAUAAAACUGGUGAGCGCUGCCCGUUUGUGAAAGCAAGAUGUUACUUUUGUAAACGUUAUGGGCAUAUUGCAUCUGCUUGUGAGAGGAGAUUGGCGAAAGUGCAUCAGACUACAGAAUGUGGGGAGGGAAGCUGUAAGUCCUUGCCCGAAGAGAUGUUGGGGGUGUAUAAUUGUACAGAAAAGUACCUUCCAGCAAUUAGAGCUGAUGUGAUAAUAGAUGGUGUGAGCCUUUCCAUGGAAAUUGAUUCUGGAGCUUCGAGAACAAUUAUUUCAGAGGAAACUUAUUACAAAUUAUGGGUAACACCACCCCCACUGAAUCCUACCAACAUAAAAUUAGUGACAUGGACACGUGAACCACUGAAAGUGCUGGGACUGGCUAAUGUACGGGCUAGUUUAGGUAACAAGGAGGCACAAUGUGAGCUGUUGGUGAUAACAGGCAAGGGACCAAGUUUAUUAGGAAGAAAUUGGUUCAACCCUCUGGAUAUACAUGUUUCUGGAUUGUGCUGGUCUAAUGAAGAGUUAGCAUCCUUCAUAGACAAAUUUCCUGAUUUAUUUAAGAAUGAUUUAGGAGAAUAUAUUGGUCCAGAAGUUUCAUUACAUGUACGACCUGAGAUGGCACCGAAGUAUUUUAAAGCUCGACCAGUACCAUUUCCACUUAAACAACAAGUGGAAGCUUCUUUGAAACAGAUGAUUAAUGAUGGCGUUUUGACACCAGUUAAGUAUUCAAAAUGGGCCACACCAAUUAGAGUUGUUAAGAAAGAUGAUGGCACACUCCGUAUCUGCGGAGAUUAUCGUGCCACUGUUAAUGCUGCUAUAAAUACAGAUACAUACCCACUGCCCACAUCAGCUGAAGCUUUUGCAAAGUUAAGUGGAGGACGUGUGUUUAGUAAAUUGGAUCUUAAGCAAGCUUAUACACAGGUGAAGGUGGAUAAGGAGACAGCUGAACUGUUAACGCUUAACACUCCUAUGGGACUCAUGAGGAUGAAUCGUUUGGCCUUUGGUGUGAGUGCGGCACCAGCAAUUUUCCAGCGAUUAAUGUCAGCAGCCCUUGUAGACAUGGAAGGAGUAGCAUGCUUGCUCGAUGACAUUGCUGUAUGUGGGAGAAACAUUGAAGAACAUAAUGAAAGGUUAUGCAAAGUUUUAAGCAAAUUGAAUUCAAUGGGAUUUCGUCUUAAUGUAAAGAAAUGUGUAUUUGCAUCAGACAGCAUUACCUUUCUGGGACAUAUGAUUGAUGGUGAAGGACUACAUCCAUCUCCAGUAAAGGUCAAGGAGAUUAAAGAGAAACCAGCACCUCAGAGUAAGGUAGCGUUACGGGCAUUUUUGGGUCUUUAUAAUUUUUAUGAAAAAUUCUUGCCUGACAAAGCGACGAUUCUUGAACCAUUGUAUAGGUUAUUAGAUGCAAAACGACCCUGGAUAUGGGGUGAAGCCGAACAAGUGGCCUUCAACAAAGCUAAGAAUCUUUUAUCAUCAGAUUUGACAUUAGUUGGAUAUGAAUUAAACAGAACACUGCUAUUAAUUUGUGACUCCUCUGAUUAUGGUCUAGGAGCUAUGAUUGUCCAUGUGAUGGAUGAUGGAUCAGAACGACCGAUUAUGAUGGCUUCACGAACUCUUCAGCCACAUGAGCGGCGUUAUGGACAAAUUGACAAGGAAGCCCUGGCAAUUAUAUUUGGUAUCACAAAAUUUCAUGAAUAUUUGGCAGGACGUAAAUUUGAUAUUAUUACGGACCAUAAGCCGCUUGUUGGUCUGUUUAACCCUUUAAAACCUAUACCUGACCAAAUAUCACCAAGAAUGUUACGGUGGUCGCUGAAGCUUGGUUGUUAUAAUUAUAAUAUUAAAUAUAGGCCAGGGAAACUUAUUGGAAAUGCAGACGCCCUUAGUCGAUGGACAGUGCCUAAUACGUCUGCAGGGGAAGAGGAACGUCUAAGAGAAGUACUUUUACUUGAUGAGCAGCCAGAGGGGUGGGACCUUGAUGUAACACGGAUUGCAGUAGAAACUAAGAAAGAUCCAAUUCUACAGAAAGUUAUGUUUCAUAUACUACAUGUCUGGCCCCGUUCUAGUCCAAAUAUGGAAGUGGAACCAUUUUGGUCUCGCAGAGAGGCUCUUUCUCAUAGUAAAGGAUGUUUACUAUGGAGCAACAGAGUUAUUAUACCCAAAGCACUGCAGAGUAAAGUUUUGGAAUUAUUACAUGCUCCCCAUGCUGGCGUUGUUCAGACUAAGGCUUAUGCUAGAGGAUAUGUUUGGUGGCGUGAUAUGGAUCUACACAUUGAGAGAAUUGUGGCAGACUGUGUGCAUUGUCAACAAGUGAGAAAUAAUCCACCAAAAGAUCCACAGGCUUGGAUACCGUCGGAGAAACCUUGGGGUCGGGUGCAUGUAGAUUUUGCAGGACCCUUCCAAGGUAAAACAUUUUUUGUACUGGUGGAUAGUUAUAGCAAGUGGUUUGAAGCCGAGAUUAUUCCAUCAAUGAGCAGUGAGACAAUUAUUAAUGUAUUAAGGAAGAUUUUCGCUGCACAAGGAUUGCCUGAUAUAUUGGUAUCUGAUAAUGGCAGGGCUUUUAGUUCUGAAGAGUUUAACUCUUUUCUGAAAAAAAAUGGUAUAAAGCACAAGUAUUCACCCCCGUAUCAUCCUGCGACUAAUGGGCAUAUUGAACGUGCUAUACAAACAUUUAAAAAUAAACUUAAGAAAUUUUCAUAUGCCAAUUGUAACAUAUCUUGGCCUGAAAAGCUAUCGAAAGUAUUGUAUCAUUUACGCACAGUACCGAAUAGCACUAAUAAAACACCAGCGGAAAUUCUAAAUGGCCGUCGAUAUAGAACUGCUGUUUCCAAUUUACACCCUAAUUGUGUACCAGAUGAUGCCCAGAAGCAACUUGAAGCUGUAGCCCAACAGUCUCGAAACAGAACGUUUAAUAUAAAUCAAGCAGUGUUAAUUCGGGUUUAUGAGCCAGGACGGAAAUGGCUCAGGGCUACCAUUGUGGAGGUUGAAGGUCCAACCACAUAUAGGGUGAGAACAGAGGAUGGGGAGAUACAUAGGCGCCAUGUAGAUCAGAUUUUAUCACGUGGUAGCAAAGAGCAUACUAUGCGCCAACGUAGACCAUCCUGGGAUCAACCAGAUGAUAUUGUACCUGAGGCUUCGCCUGAGAUUGAAAUACCAGACCCUGAUUCCUGGCCAGAUAUAAUUGGUAUACCUAGGGAAUCUGUGUAGCGUUCAUGUGUUGUGAUUAAUAUAAAGAGUAUCUUAGUCUUAUGUGCUGAUUUCUGUAUUUGUAACUAUUAUAGAUAUUAAUUGUACUUCAAGAUUAUAGGGGUGAGAUAUGUUAUGUAUAAAAAUAAUGGGUAAUUUGAUUAAGUCAAUUGAUGUGGGUACCUGUAUAAUAGUUAUGACAAUUAAAAUAGUUUUGCUUCCAAUCUCAACCAAGUUGUAUCUUUUAACC